Molecule: messenger RNA, 855 nt
Organism: Camelina sativa (false flax)
Lineage: Eukaryota; Viridiplantae; Streptophyta; Magnoliopsida; Brassicales; Brassicaceae
Biological process (GO): mitochondrion organization; RNA processing
Cellular component (GO): mitochondrion
Molecular function (GO): protein binding; mRNA binding
Source: RefSeq, a predicted model, not a curated record
AUGCACAAUGAGAUGAUUCGACGAGGUAUAGCUCCUAAUACUAUUACAUACAAUUCUUUGAUAGAUGGGUUUUGCAAGGAGAACCGCCUUGAUGAGGCAAACCAGAUGUUGGACGUGAUGGUUAGCAAAGAGUGUGAUUCUAAUACUGUGACGUUUAAUAUCCUUAUCAAUGGUUAUUGUAAGGCUAAGCGGGUUGACGAUGGUUUGGAACUCUUCCGCAAAAUGUCUUUGAGAGGAGUGGUUGCUAAUAGAGUUACUUAUAACACCCUUGUCCAAGGGUUUUGCCAAUCGGGAAAACUUGAGGUUGCCAAAGAACUCUUCCAAGAGAUGGUUUCUCGUCGUGUUCCUCCUAGUAUUGUGACUUACAAAAUUUUGCUGGUUGGGUUGUGUGACAAUGGGGAAAUAGAAAAAGCAUUGGAAAUAUUUGAAAAAAUACAGAAGAGAAAGAUGGAUCUUGAUAUUCGUAUCUAUAACAUUAUUAUUCAUCGGAUGUGCAAUGCUAGUAAGGUGGAUGAUGCUUGGGAUUUAUUCUGUAGUCUACCUCUUAGAGGAGUGAAGGCCGAUGUUAAGACAUACAACAUAAUGAUUGGAGGACUGUGUAAGAAAGGGUCACUGUCUGAAGCGGACCUGUUGUUUAGAAAAAUGGAAGAAGAGGAUGAGCAUGAGCCAGAUGGUUGUACAUACAACACACUAAUCCGAGCACAUCUCCGAGGUAGUGACAUAAAUACAUCAGCUGAACUCAUCGAAGAAAUGAAAAGGUGCAGGUUCGCUGCUGAUGCGUCCACUAUAAAAAUUGUUAUGGAUAUGUUAUCGGAUGGUAGAUUAAAGAAAAGCUUUUUGGAUAUGCUUUCUUAG